Messenger RNA from Pelobates fuscus (common spadefoot toad), 813 nucleotides. It is a transcript of the gene GSX2, whose product is annotated as GS homeobox 2. The transcript is spliced from 2 exons. Gene Ontology annotation, cellular component: nucleus. The record is from RefSeq and is a predicted model, not a curated record. Gene Ontology annotation, molecular function: sequence-specific double-stranded DNA binding; DNA-binding transcription factor activity, RNA polymerase II-specific. The coding region runs from base 42 to 788 and encodes 248 amino acids. NCBI's taxonomy places the organism in Eukaryota, Metazoa, Chordata, Amphibia, Anura, Pelobatidae. Gene Ontology annotation, biological process: regulation of DNA-templated transcription.
CUGCUCUUUGCAAAGAUUUGAAGCUGGGAAAGGGAUCUGCCAUGUCUAGAUCAUUUUACGUAGAUUCUUUAAUUAUUAAAGACACCAGUAGACCUGUUCCAGCGCUACCUGACCACCAUCACCACCACCACCACCACCAUCAUGGGCAAGACUUUCUUCUGCCCAUCAGCAUGCCUUCACCUACAGUCAUGUCUGUAUCAGCACCGGUGUGUCCUUCCAGGAAAAGUGGCAGCUUCUGUGUCUGUCCCAUCUGUGUCUCUUCUCACCUGCACACAUCCAGAACCAACAUCCCUUUACUCAAGAGCCAGUUCCCAACAGGAGACACCCAAUACUGCCAGCGAAUGAAUCAACUGCCAAGUCCAGCCAUGGCUCACCCGGCACACGCACCUGUCUGCAGUCCAACGUACAACGUUACGGAUCCAAGGAGAUUCCACUGCCUCUCAAUGGGGAGCCCUGAAAAUAGUCAAAUGCAAAAUGGCAAAAGAAUGAGGACAGCUUUUACCAGCAGUCAACUUCUGGAGCUGGAGAGGGAGUUCUCCUCCAACAUGUACCUCUCCAGGCUGAGAAGGAUUGAGAUAGCCACCUACCUGAGCUUAUCAGAGAAGCAGGUCAAGAUCUGGUUUCAGAACAGGAGGGUGAAACAUAAGAAAGAAAAUAAGGGUUCUCAGAGGAACACGCAUGGAGGAUGCAAGUGUGCUGGCAGCCAGGGACAUUACCCCAGAUCUGAGGAUGAAGACUCUCUAUCCCCAGCUUCCACCAGUGAGGACAAGGAAAUCUCCCCAUUAUAGACUGAUAGACUGCUCUACCCUUUCU